CACUAACCAAAUAUACCUCUCCACCCCAAGACAACCAUCUAGUAGCUGUUGGUUCAGAAAAGGCUCCAAGAUAUGAAGAAAACUCUACUUCUGUGGUUCCUUGUGUUGCUCACCAUUCUCACAUAUUCAGCUUGUGCAAGCAAAUCUACUGCAGAAUAUGAAGAUUCGAGGAUUUCCAAGUCAACAAUGCAGCGUAAAUAUAUGUACGGUGGCGUGAUCAUGGGAUCAAGUAAAACAGGCAAUCAAAGAACAGUUCCAAGAGUGAACAUUGUACAGCAUGGCCGAGGUGUUUCACAUGUAGGAAAGCCAAUCAACGGUGGCGGUUCAAGUGACUUGUUACGGCGUCCAAAUGGCAAGAAAGGUUCAAAUUCGUUUUCCCUUAGGCCUUCAUCUAUGUUCAUGGCAGCUCUCACGAAUCUCUUUCUUGGAUUGCUUCUAUCUGUUUGCUUCUAUUGAAUUCCCGAGGCCAGAUGUUUCAUCCUGAAAGAUAUUUUCAUAGAGGCAAGAAGAAGAUAUGUUCAUAAUAGCUAACCUUCUAUGUCCAUGUUAUAAGACCUUCAUGUCCAGCCAAAAGUUGCCCCCCUCUCCCCCUAAAUAGCUUCUGACGGCAAGAUGAUGCCAAUGCUUUUUUUCUUUUUCUUUUUUUUUUAAUAAUAAGCUACCUUCUGCCAUCA
Molecule: messenger RNA, 674 nt
Organism: Prosopis cineraria
Lineage: Eukaryota; Viridiplantae; Streptophyta; Magnoliopsida; Fabales; Fabaceae
Exons: 2
Coding region: 73-456 (127 amino acids)
Source: RefSeq, a predicted model, not a curated record